GUGUGUCACGUGCAGGUGGCUCCUGGAGCCGCAGGAGCGGCUUCGAAUCCGGUAACGGGAAGGGGCUGUUUGCGAGGUGAAGGGGUUUUCCUUGAGCGCGCGGGCGGCCGCGUGACCCUCUGGGGCGGAUAAGGAGGUGAGGCUGAGGGGUGUCAAUUGAGACUGUUUGCGAGACUUAUCGUGAGCCUGAGCCGAGAGGGCUUUCAAGGAUCACUUCUGACACAGAAACGACGAUCAACAGAGCUGCGUUGGGCAAAGAAAAGUGAUUGGAAAAGGAACAUUUGCACAUCUGCUCCACUUUGAUGCCUCUGCCUGUGGCAUUGCAGUCCCGCCUAGCCAGGCGAGGCCUGCUGAAGCAUGUAGAACCUGAACCAGAAGAGGAAAUAAUUGCAGAAGAUUAUGACGAUGAUCAUGUUGACUAUGAAGCCACAAGAAUGGAGAACCUGCCACCAAACUGGUACAAAGUCAUUGACCCUGUUUGCUACCUCCCUUAUUAUUGGAACAUAGAAAGUGAUCUGGUUUCAUGGCUCUCACCUAAUGAUCCCAACUCUGUGGUGACCAAAGCAGCCAAGAAGUUGAAGAACAACUUAGAUGCUGAAAGCAAAACGGAACGGUUCCACGAUAAGGUGGAGCGGGAAGAGGUGAAGGAACGUCGCUACCACCGGCGGGAAGAACUAGCCCCCUACCCUAAGAGCAAAAAGGCAAGCCGAAAGGAUGAAGAACUUGAUCCUAUGGACCCCAGUGCUUACUCAGACGCUCCUCGGGGAACCUGGUCCACGGGGCUGCCCAAGCGAAAUGAAGCCAAAACUGGUGCAGAUACCACAGCCGCCGGCCCACUGUUCCAGCAGCGCCCUUAUCCAAGCCCCGGGGCAGUCUUACGUGCGAACGCAGAAGCUUCUCGAGCCAAGCAGCAGGACUGAGAUGCUCCUUUUAUCCGUGAAUGAAUUGGAGCAUUAAGUUCUGACUCCUUUUUGGACUACAGACUGGACCGGCGGUAGCCUUUCCAAAUCUUUACUACAACUCUGGCAUGUCAGCGGUAAGAGAGGCUGAUUUUUAUCGUUCAAUGGCUUCCGAAAAGCUGCACGUUCCCAACAUCUUUGGGGCUUUCAGGAGGCAUUGUUUCCCUGCAGAAGAAGUUUUCCAUGUUUAACCUGAGUGACCUCUGCAGGGAACAGUCUCCUCACCAGUCUCCAUCUCCUUCUCCCAUCCCACUUUGAAUUUCU
Messenger RNA from Notechis scutatus (mainland tiger snake), 1223 nucleotides. Lineage: Eukaryota; Metazoa; Chordata; Lepidosauria; Squamata; Elapidae. The record is from RefSeq and is a predicted model, not a curated record.